AGUUCGUCAAUAAUCAUCGCACUGAAAGGACGUGUCUUUUCCACAGAUGGCCGCAAUCGACAUGCUCGCUUCGGAGCAAUUGUUUUAUGGACACAGCCCGCCCGCCGGCUUUCUAUCCGAUUAUGCGCCGCCGAUACGGCGACAAACAAAGUUAUCAACCAGAGGAUAUUCCGCGCCAUGUCUCACCACAACACCGAUCAAACCACUGCAGCUUACUUUGAAGAAUGCAACAAGAUCGUGUCUAAGAAUGCCGACCGAGAAGAAAAAGAAAAAGGUGGUUUUCGCUGACGACAGAGGCCUAGCUUUAGAGCAGGUCAAAGUUAUGACGGAGCCGUCCAAUGUUCCACCAUAUUGGGCGUUGAAAGUGAUCGCCAGUCCACCUCUGGAGAGGAAACCGCCGCCUCCAGCUGUAGUGGACAUAUGGGAAAUGAGGUUCGUCCAGCCAGCUUCAGACUAUGUUGAAUUCAGAAGACGGAUCACCGAAGAAUGCGUUUCUUUAGAGAACGUUAUAGUGAAACAAGAUGAGUGCGCCGUGGACGGCACUGUGAAAGUUAAAAACUUGGAUUUCUCCAAAGAGGUCUUCGUCAGGUCUACUUCGGACGGAUGGCGGACGAGCGAAGACACAUAUUGUGCGUUCGUUGAGUCGGGACCUUUAAAUAAAUGUGGAAUCUCAUUGUACGACACAUUUGGGUUCAGAUUACAACUGCCCGUGCAUUCAAGGCGGAUGGAUUUCUGUGUAGGAUACCGUUGCAAAGGCGACGAACACUGGGACAACAACCGAGGAAUGAACUACACGAUAGAGAAGUCGUCAACGAGAGCUCCACCCGGCGCAGCGACAGCCAGAAUCAAAUUCGGCAACUCCUGGACAGCCAGAUCCGACGGCAACGGAACAGUGCCUUACUGGUGACAUUUCGGUGUACCUAUUGGCUAGUGACAUGUGAUUUGAUGUGCCAUAAUGUGCUAGUGGUUGUCUAGCGAGAUGAGGUUAGUUCUGAUGAAAACAUCAGCUUGUUAGCGACAUAUGGUAAGUUCCUUUGAAAGGUGGUGCUAAAUAAUAUUCCAUUUAUGAUGGGCGUUUGUUAUCAAGGCCGAUAGUUUGCAUGCUAAUUUUAUAAAUGUCCAUCGGUAACAGUUAAUGAGUAUAUGUUCAUAAAUAACCUGUUACCGCUGAGAGCAACAAUGUUGAUAAAGUUGCGUUUGAAGGGUACACAAAGAUAUAUCGAUUUUUACUGUGAAUACCCAUUUGUUUUAUCGUAGUUCUAUGGAUGAGUAGACGUAUGUUUGCCAAAAAUUUUGUAUAUAAUCUAAUCGCGAUCGAUUGGUUAUAUCAGGAAAUAUACAUUCCAUUACUUUAUUUAAAUUAUAAUCUGUCCACUAUCAGUAGCAUUAACAGGUUUUUUGAAUAAUGAAACACGACGGAAAUACAUGUGUUUUAUUUAAGCCAAUUCAAUGCCAUGGCCAUCUAUUUUAACUUUAACAUUCAUAUUAAAUUCUUGAUCGUGUGCCAAAACCGUAUAAAAAGUCAUAGCAAUAAUUUUAAACGUUAUAUACAUAUGGUUAGUUGCACAAACGUCCAUUAAGUUUUAAGAUCUAAUGAUUAUCAAAAUGCCCAAAUUUAAAACUCUGAAACUCAAAUUGUUUCUAAAAAUAAUCUUAUGUCCUCAUGUCCAAUUUUCAAUUUUAAAAAUCGACUAAGACAUUGUUUCUCAACUACUGGGGCGCAGAGAUCCCUAUGAAAGUUGCUUCGAACAUGAUGAGGGGCUUACUAAUAAACAUAAGUAAAGCAGUCGCCAUUGGAAAUAAAUUUUGGUAAAAGUCAAUCUAAUUUUACUUAGAUCAUAAGUAGAAUUGCCAUAUGAUGGAUUUCUUGGGUUUGUUAUAUAUUGGCGUACAGGAAGGGUUACUGUCUGGAUAUGUUUUUGCUGUUUUAUCAUGUAAUACUCGAUGGUGACCCAAUAAGCAUAUUAAUUACUAGAUUACGUAAGGCUAUUGUACUCGUUAGAGAAGAUCGCGGUAUCACAUCAUACAUAUGUUAUGUAUUGAACUUGAUUUGAUUAUAUUAUUCAAUGCCGUAAUUUAUCUAUUCAUAUGCGAGUAUAAAGAAACCGAUAGGGUGCCGGAGCUUCUCUCUCAUUUAAAUCACGUUCGUUUCCUGUUUAAGGCAGCUACAUGUUUAUCAUUGCUUAAGAUACAUAUAGUAGUCAAUAUAGUAGAUUUUUCCCAGUUUUACAGUUUAAAAAUCUUGGGUUUCAUAAUUUCUUAGCUUUAAUUACUGAUUUUAUUGAUAGCAAAUAUAAAUCUUUACUGUGAUUAUAUAUGUUGAAGAGCGAUUGUUGCUAUAUGGGCUGAAAUUUCGGGGUUUAUGAAACCAAAAAGUUUGAGAAACAAUGGAUCGAGUUUUUUUGUAGUAAUAUACUAGUAAUAUCUACAUUCGAAACUACAUCAAUUUAAUCGCACAUGUAGACAUUAUUGACAUACUUUACAGAAAAAAGGCAGUAGAAUUGACAAAUUCU
Molecule: messenger RNA, 2513 nt
Organism: Diatraea saccharalis (sugarcane borer)
Lineage: Eukaryota; Metazoa; Arthropoda; Insecta; Lepidoptera; Crambidae
Source: the annotation of a GenBank genome assembly